Molecule: messenger RNA, 2577 nt
Organism: Emericellopsis atlantica
Lineage: Eukaryota; Fungi; Ascomycota; Sordariomycetes; Hypocreales; Bionectriaceae
Product: calponin homology domain-containing protein
Exons: 3
Coding region: 170-2146 (658 amino acids)
Biological process (GO): actin cytoskeleton organization; actin filament bundle assembly
Cellular component (GO): cell projection; cortical actin cytoskeleton; actomyosin contractile ring
Molecular function (GO): actin lateral binding; calcium ion binding
Source: RefSeq, a predicted model, not a curated record
AGCAUUUGCAGCUCUCUAAUAGUAAUUAUCGACGCAUUUCCUACGCUUCUCGAGCGCCGCCCCUGGACGACUCGUCACGCCCAAGAGGUUCUCUCUCCCCUGUCAAGCCAGCAGCACUGCUGACGCCCUUGUCGCCGUCGAGCCGCCGCAUGAUCAGGGUCUCGCGAGAAUGGCGUAUGCGGAGCAGCAGCGGUGGAUCACUGUCCAGCAAAAGACAUUCACAAAAUGGCUGAACACAAAGGUUGAGGCGCGCAACAUUGUGGUCAAGGACCUGAUCGCGGACCUCAGCGAUGGUGUUGUGUUAAUCCAUCUUCUCGAAUGUCUCUCCAACGAAUCCCUCGGUCGAUAUGCGUCCAAGCCCAAGCUACGUGUUCAACGAUUCGAAAAUGCGAACACGGCCUUGGACUUUGUCAAAUCGAAAGGGAUCCAGAUGGUCAACGUGGGCGCCGAGGAUGUUGUCAAUGGAAACCAGAAGAUUGUCCUUGGCUUGAUAUGGACCUUGAUUCUGCGCUUCACCAUCAGCGAUAUCAAUGAAGAGGGCAUGUCAGCCAAAGAGGGUCUUCUACUUUGGUGUCAGCGCAAAACAGCCUGCUACGAUGAUGUGGAGGUACGGGACUUUAGUGCCAGCUGGAACGACGGUCUGGCAUUUUGCGCUCUGCUCGAUAUUCACCGUCCCGACCUCAUCGACUUUGACACCCUGGAUAAGUCCGACCAUCGAGGCAACAUGCAGCGUGCGUUCGACAUUGCCCACGAGGAGAUUGGCAUCCCCAAGCUGCUCGAUGUGGAGGACGUUUGCGAUGUGCCCAAACCAGACGAGCGCAGUUUGAUGACAUACAUCGCCUACUGGUUCCAUGCAUUCUCGCAGAUGGAAAAGGUCGAAAACGCCGGGCGUCGCGUCGAGAAGUUUGUGAACAACAUGCAAGGUGCCUGGGAAAUGCAGAGCGCCUACGAGAAGCGAAUGAGAGCGCUUCUCAAAGCAAUCCAGGAGCAGGUCGAUUCGUGGCAGAACGCGGAGUUUGAGGGGACCUACGCCGACGCGAAGCGGCAAGCGAGCGAGUUCAACACAUACAAAAGGGGCCAGAAGCGUAAGUGGGUGGCCGAGAAAAGUGACCUGGCGACAUUGCUGGGAAAUAUCAAGACCAAAUUGGGCACCUAUCGUCUCCGACCUUGGGAGCCGCCAGCCGAUCUCACACUGGAGACAUCUGAGCAAGUAUGGAGCAGUUUGUCGCAAACUGAGAUGAACCGGGCGCAGCUCAUCAACGAGACCAUCCGAGACAUCAAAAAUGCCCUGCGCAAAUCUUUCGCUGACAAGGCCAACGAUUUCGCCAUGGCCCUCAACACCAUGCAGCUGGCGAUAUCGGGACUCGAUGGUGAUGUCGAGGACCAAUUGCACCACGUGCGAAAGCUUAGCGACAAUCUAGCACCCAUGGACCGGUACCUGGAGACCAUUGCAGCCGUGGACGAGAAAUGCGAAGAGGCCAACAUUGAAGAAAACGACUUCACCACAUACACUUACGACGAGCUUUCCUACGAGCUCGGGCUGGUCAAAUCCUCUGUCCAGAAGAAGCUUGCUUUCCUGGAGAAUCAAAUGGUGGCCAGGAGCAUGACAAACCUCACGCCUAUCCAACUUGAGGAAUUCGAGAGCGUCUUUCGCCACUUUGACAGGGACGAGAGCAACUCGUUGCAGGAGCUCGAGUUCGGAGCGGCCUUGGCGUCCCUGGGACUUGUCUUCUCAGAGGAAGAGAUGCACGAUUAUUUCAUCGAAACGUCAGCAGGUCGCGACUACGUCACGUUUGAGCAGUUCAUCCGGUUCAUGGUGAACGUGACGGAGGAUCAGAACACGGCGGAGCAGGUCUUCCAGUCCUUCCGCGAGGUCGCCGACGGCAAGCCAUAUGUCACCGAGAUGGACCUGCGACACAGUCUUGUGCCUGACGAGGUCAUUGACCACUUGGUGGGGAUCAUGCCUGAACACAAGGGUCCUAACACAGCAGAGGAUCGUGGGCUCCCACAGUACGAUUACAUAUCAUUCAUGGAGAAGAUGAUUGACGAGGAGCGAGGGCAUGAUGGCGCUGCCUCGAAGGGCCUGCAGGACAGGACGGACCGCAGCCUCAGUCCGCGAAAGGGAGGAGCCCUUAAUGGUAUUUAAAUAUAUGGAGAGCAGACAUGGUACCUGUCUCCUCACUGUCUGUUUUUGUUUCUGUCAUUGCUGGCGUGGUAGAGCGGUUCUAUAGCCUUCGUACAGUCCUUAUUCCUGGUAUUUUGUAAUUGCAUCAUUGCGGUGUUCGGGUUACACGGGUUGGGAGAGCCGGAUAUCACAAGCUUAUAUACCAGUGCGAGCAAGUAUAUCCUUUCAAAAGACAUAAUCAUUUCUGCCUUUUUGUUGACCGAGUAGGUACACACGUCCAUGAAGAAAACAUCAUUGCAGCAAAAGGUGUUAGCGGCUUUAUAAUAAACGACUGAUCUUAACAAUUCAGUAGCUCAGGAGCCAUAAGCAAUUACUCUCACUCAAUAAGAGCAUAGCCUGAUUAUUGCGAACACCAGGACCCAGUGGUUUUCAUGAAAGCUAGGCGAGCUGGU